Molecule: messenger RNA, 1833 nt
Organism: Guyanagaster necrorhizus
Lineage: Eukaryota; Fungi; Basidiomycota; Agaricomycetes; Agaricales; Physalacriaceae
Product: diphthamide biosynthesis protein
Exons: 10
Coding region: 19-1539 (506 amino acids)
Biological process (GO): protein histidyl modification to diphthamide
Molecular function (GO): 2-(3-amino-3-carboxypropyl)histidine synthase activity
Source: RefSeq, a predicted model, not a curated record
CUCUUCUCGUACCGUGAAAUGGCUACCUUUUCUUCAUCCAGCGAAGAUCCUAUAUCUCGUGUCGUCAACGUGAGGCCCGACGAAACUGCGCUUCAUCUAACAUCAAGCCAGGAAUUCGAAGACUAUUAUGAUAUUGACGAAACGGCACAAUGGAUUUCGGAUGGAGACUAUCAGCGAGUAGCUCUCCAAUUUCCUGAUGAACUCCUUCACGACUCCGUACGGAUAUAUCGUAGUCUGAAGAACAAGGUCGGCAAUAAAGACCUCUAUAUUCUAGCAGAUACAUCCUACGGCAGGCAUGCUACCGUUGCAUCUCCUCGAGAGCACUGCUGCGUGGAUGAGGUAGCUUCACAACAUGUCGACGCCACUGCAAUUAUCCACUACGGGCAUGCAUGUGUGAGCCAGACAUAUCGUUUGCCUGUGAUGUACAUCUUUGGCAAAAAACCAAUCAAUAUUGACGACUGCUUGGAGAAGCUUCUGAGCAUGGUUUCUGAGCCUCAAGACUGCGUUUUUGUUGUCCGUCACGACGUCGCCUACGCACAUGCAGCAGUGAAACUUGUCGACAAACUGAGACAAACCCUCAACACGGAUGUAAAGUACUCUGAAGUCCCAAGCAAACUGUACCCGGAAAAUCCAGACCCCACUGUCUCUAAGCUCUCUGAUGGCAUCUCGCGAGUGCAUAUAAACCCUACCGAUGAACCUCAAUCAUCUGAUGGUGGACCGUCGAAAUCGACCAUAUUCUACAUUGGUGGAGAGAGCCUGGGCUUAACAAAUUUGCUAAUAACCCAUUCCUUUUGUGACGUGAUAUCCUACGAUCCUGAGUCCAAAAGCACCCGUGUAGAAUCGUCACGAACGAACAGGCUUCUUAUGAGACGUUAUGCCGUCGUCCAAAAAGCCCGAGACGCGGACAUCUUUGGCAUCUUAGUCGGAACAUUAGGCGUCGCAUCUUAUCUGCCUCUGAUCAAGCGCAUUAGGGCGAAUCUGAAACGCGCUCACAAGAAAAGCUACACCAUUAGUGUUGGGAAGCUGAAUCCCGCUAAGCUUGCCAAUUUUCUGGAAGUCGAAUGUUUUGUUCUAGUGGCUUGUCCUGAAAAUAGUCUUAUCGACGCUAAAGAUUUCCUGCGGCCGAUCGUAACUCCAUACGAGCUUGAAAUCGCCUUGCAAGCAGAACAAAGUUGGACAGGCCGGUAUGUCCUGGACUUUGAGAAGCUACUUGCUGAACAGGAUCGAUUUGAGGUGCCGGACGGAGGAAGUGAACAAACGGUAGGCGAUGAUCAGCCUGUGUUUUCACUGAUAACGGGCAAAUAUCGACAUGCAAAGCGAUAUGGAGAUACAUUAUCUAAUACCGAUAUCGAUAGCCAAGCACUAGCAGUACGGAACGGGGACAGUUCCAUUGCGAGGGUCCCCGACAGGGCCGCAGGCAGCUUCUUACAAACCCGAACAUAUCGUGGUUUGGACAUGCGAGUUGGCGAAGACUCGCCGAGUGUACUAGAACAAGGACGCGUCGGCAUCGCCAGCGGGUAUACCGACGAUCAUAAAUGACACUGAGAAUAAGAAAUCGACGAUUAUUGAGGACGAUUCGACGUCGGUGCCUUUUUGAAAGAACGAUCGGUUUAAGAAAUUUCCUCCCCCGCUUCCUUCCCCUUGAACGUUCAUGACCUAUCCGACCGUCGCACCUUCUGACGGCACAUACCAAAUUCCAGGAGGAAAUGAAGCGCCCUGAUAGCACGUUCAUAAGAUGUUAAACGGCCCUCCAAGCAUCCCUACCAGGUUCAAAUCUAUUUGAUUGCAAAACAGGGUCAAUGGAACCUUUUUUUUUGUGAAAAGAUAGUAGUC